AUGGACAUCGAUGCUGAACGUGCUACAAAAAAACGAAAGCUUGGUACUGCAGGAACACCGAAACUAUCACAGGGUGCCCCGGCCGAAUCGUCGUUCGCUAAUGUGCUUCAGCGAUUGAAGGAGGAAUCGGGGGAUGCCCAUGCUGCCGAGGGUGGUGCAGAUUGCUGGCCCCGGCCACCAGCGCCGACGAUUAACCCUCAGAAGGAUUCUAUAAUCUUUCAACAAAUCGACGUGGAAGAUGCAUAUGAUGGUCCUACUCCUACCUUUCGGAUGUAUGGAACAACAGAGCAUGGGCAUAGCGUCUUAGCGGUGGUCACUGGCUUUCUUCCAUACUUCUACGUCCCAGUGCCUCGAGGCUUUGCCGAGGAUGAUUUGGAGAGCUUCAAGUCAUAUCUCAAUAGCAUAAUGGACGACCCAAGGACGGUGCAGCGUAUAGAAAUCAUCAAGCGCAAGAGUUUAUGGGGAUAUUUGGGAGACGAUGUAGUGCCUUUCUUGAAAUUGACGCUUAUACAACCAAGGCUACUUCCGAAACUUAGAGAUAAGUCUCAGGACUUACGAGAAUGUAACUAUCAAGACCUAUUCCCUGGCCCUAUCGCGACAUUCGAGAGUAAUAUUCAAUUCCCCCUUCGCUUUAUGAUCGACGCAAAGGUACUGGGCAUGAAUUGGAUCGAAGUUCUGGCAGGGAAGUACAAGCUUAAGAGCGAUGCCGAAAAGAAAUCUCAUUGUCAGAUUGAAUUCGAAGUGAAAUACGAUCAAUUUAUUUCGCAUCCGGCUGAGGGCGAGUGGUCUAAAAUUGCCCCACUUCGUAUCUUGAGUUUCGAUAUCGAGUGUGCGGGUCGUAAAGGCAUCUUCCCUGAAGCCCGUGAGGAUCCCGUAAUCCAGAUCGCCAACAUGGUUACCCGCCAAGGGGAGCAGAAGCCGUUCAUUCGCAAUGUCUUUACCCUAAAUUCGUGCUCGAAUAUUGUGGGCUCUCAAGUUAUCUCUUUUGACGAUGAGCGCAAGUUGCUGGAAAGCUGGCGGGACUUCGUCCAGGAAGCUGACCCCGACGUUAUAAUCGGCUAUAACAUUGCGAAUUUCGAUAUCCCUUAUCUUAUGGAUCGGGCCAAGGCGCUGGAUGUUAAGAGUUUUCCAUUCCUUGGACGGCUAAAACGUAUCGCUGCACAGGUCAAGGAGACCCACUUUUCGUCGAAGGCUUAUGGUCAACGUGACUCUAAAGACACCCAACUGGAUGGACGGCUUCAGAUGGAUAUCCUCCAAUAUAUGCAAAGAGAAUACAAGCUUCGUAGCUACAGUUUGAAUUCGGUGUGCGCCCAAUUUCUUGGGGAGCAGAAAGAGGAUGUGCACUACUCUGUGAUUACCGAGCUACAAAACGGAACGUCGGAGUCGCGAAGACGCCUGGCUGUAUAUUGCUUGAAGGACGCUUACCUCCCACAACGACUGCUGGACAAGUUGAUGUGUUUCGUCAACUCCAUCGAAAUGGCCCGCGUCACCGGCGUGCCCUUCAACUACCUGCUAUCCCGUGGCCAGUCUAUCAAGGUACUUUCUCAACUGUACCGAAAGGCCAACGAAGAGGGCUAUGUCAUUCCUUGCUACAAAGGCGAAGGCUCUGAGGAACAAUACGAGGGUGCUACCGUCAUUGAGCCCAAGAAAGGGUACUAUGAUACUCCGAUCGCGACGUUGGAUUUCAGUUCCCUGUAUCCAUCCAUCAUGAUGGCUCAUAACCUUUGUUAUACCACUGUUCUCGAGAAGGCAACGGUGGAGCGCCUGAACCUUGUCAAAGAUGUCGACUAUAUACAAACGCCUAACAACGAUCUAUUCGUGACGAAGACUCGUCGCAAGGGUCUCUUACCUACCGUCUUGGAAGACCUCAUCUCCGCUCGUAAGCGUGCAAAGGCUGACUUGAAGAACGAGAAAGACCCUUUUAAACGGGCUGUGCUCGAUGGCCGCCAACUUGCGCUUAAGAUCAGCGCGAACUCCGUGUAUGGAUUUACAGGUGCAACGAUUGGCAAGCUGCCUUGCUUAGCCAUUUCGUCCAGUGUUACAGCAUAUGGACGUCAAAUGAUCGAAAAGACGAAACAGGAAGUGGAAGCUGAGUACUGUAUCAGUAACGGACACUCCCAUAAUGCGGAAGUCAUUUACGGUGACACUGACUCUGUUAUGGUCAAAUUCGGGCCAGGAGACCUUAAGGAAGUCAUGGCUUUGGGUAGUGAAGCCGCUGACCUCGUUACGGCGAAGUUUGUAAAGCCGAUCAAGCUCGAAUUCGAGAAAGUGUAUUAUCCCUAUCUCCUGAUCAGCAAAAAGCGCUACGCUGGCUUAUACUGGACAAAACCGGAAAAAUAUGACAAGAUGGACGCCAAGGGUAUAGAGACCGUUCGUCGAGAUAAUUGCCGCCUCGUGUCCACUGUCAUCGAAACAUGUCUGCACAAGAUGCUGAUCGACAGGGACGUAAAGGGCGCAGAAGACUACACAAAGCGAACGAUUGCAGACCUUUUGCAGAACAAAGUGGAUAUGUCUCAGCUGGUGAUCACGAAAGCUCUGGCUAAAGCAGAUUAUGCAGCGAAACAAGCCCACGUUGAAUUGGCGGAGCGGAUGAGGCAACGAGAUGCUGGCUCUGCACCAGCUAUUGGAGACCGUGUGGCGUAUGUCAUCAUCAAAGGCAUCAAAGGCGCAGCGGCAUACGAAAAAUCUGAAGACCCGCUAUACGUCUUGGAGAAUAACAUUCCCAUCGAUACUAAAUACUAUCUUGAAAAUCAACUUUCCAAGCCUCUGAUGCGUAUAUUCGAGCCGAUCCUGGGAGACAAGGCUUCGUCGCUUCUGUCUGGGGAUCACACUCGUACUAUCCAAAUCGCCACCCCUACCGUAGGGGGGCUGAUGAAGUAUGCCGUGAAGACAGUCACUUGUUUGGGGUGUAAAACUCCUCUACGACCUAACAACAGUGUCAAGAACGGUGCUGUGUGCAAUAACUGUCGCCCUCGCGUUGGUGAAUUAUAUCAGAAACAAGUUACUACAUCGUCGCAGCUAGAAGUCCGUUUUGCUCGCCUAUGGACACAGUGCCAGCGGUGUCAGGGUUCACUUCACCAGGAUGUGCUCUGUACCAGCAAAGACUGUCCCAUUUUCUAUAUGAGAAAGAAGGCACAGAAGGACGUGGAAGAUGCUCAUGCAGUCGUAGAGAGAUUCGAUGAAGAGCUAUGGUAA
Messenger RNA from Pleurotus ostreatus (oyster mushroom), 3195 nucleotides. RefSeq names its product DNA-directed DNA polymerase delta (gene POL3). Lineage: Eukaryota; Fungi; Basidiomycota; Agaricomycetes; Agaricales; Pleurotaceae. The transcript has 23 exons. The record is from RefSeq and is a predicted model, not a curated record. Gene Ontology annotation, molecular function: 3'-5'-DNA exonuclease activity; DNA binding; DNA-directed DNA polymerase activity. Gene Ontology annotation, cellular component: delta DNA polymerase complex. Bases 1 to 3195 code for a protein of 1064 amino acids. Gene Ontology annotation, biological process: DNA-templated DNA replication; DNA replication proofreading; base-excision repair, gap-filling.